GCUCUCUCUCUCAACGCCGCCCCGGAACAUCCUGCUCCCUCACCACACGCCGUAUCCUCGCCCCUCCCCCCGUUCGUCGUCAACCCUCCUCGAUCCGACCCCGGAAACCCCCCUUCCAAUUUGCCCGGUCAAUUGGCGCCGACGCAUCUCUUUUCUUCCUCGAGGAAAACCCAUAGCACAAUGCCUCCCGCGGCCCAGCUUCCCUUCACCAUGUUGGCCCUGGCGUCAACGAGGCCGGUCGCGAGAAAUUCGUCGGUUGCCAUGCAGCACGUCGGCAGAUUGAUGGCUGCCAACGCCAUGCGCACCUACGCCACGCCCGCCGGUCCCCCGCCUGCCAACUUUCGCAUGAAGAGACACCAGACCUGGGACGAGGACCAGGAGUCCACAUUGAACAAGCUUGGUCGUUAUUUCCUGCUGUCCGAGAUGGCCAGAGGAAUGUACAUCUUGAUGGAGCAGUUCUUCCGCCCGCCCUACACCAUUUACUACCCCUUUGAGAAGGGUCCCAUCUCCCCCCGCUUCCGUGGCGAGCACGCCCUCCGCCGCUACCCUUCCGGUGAGGAGCGCUGUAUCGCCUGCAAACUUUGCGAGGCCAUUUGCCCUGCCCAGGCCAUCACCAUCGAGGCCGAAGAGCGCGCCGAUGGCUCUCGUCGCACCACAAAGUACGAUAUCGACAUGACCAAGUGCAUCUACUGUGGUUUCUGCCAAGAGUCGUGCCCCGUCGACGCCAUCGUCGAAUCCCCCAACGCCGAGUACGCCACCGAGACCCGCGAGGAGUUGCUGUACAACAAGGAGAAGCUGCUGUCCAACGGUGACAAGUGGGAGCCCGAGCUGGCUGCCGUUAUCCGUGCCGAUGCCCCUUACAGAUAAGAUUGGGUUUCUUCACCUUCACGAAAGAAAGAAGGAAAGAAAUUUCUCUGGUCGAGGGCUUGGUGGGGACGGUCGUGGUGAAGAGCGAGAAGUCGAGGAAUCACACCUUUUUCUUUUUGCCUUUUUGCAACUUUAAUGCCUAAAGGAUGGACACAUCGAGGCGGACGCGAGGGGACGACGGCCGCAGGACAAUGAAGGGCCGCGGCAGCAGUGAUCUUGGCAUGUUGUGUAUUUCUACAGACAGGUCGGGGUCGGUUAGACUUGUGUAAAUAUCUCUCUCGCGAAAAGCAACCCUUUUUCUUUGUCUGUUGACCACCGUCGCCCCCGAUCUUGUGUGAUGGUGUCGCAAAAGGCAUCACGUCGAGAAUGUCAUUGCGUUUCACAUCAUUUUCUUCUUCAUGUAUGUCAUGUAGAUCCGCAUCACGUUGGGACGGGGCGUUUAGGUUGAAUUUCGAGAAGAUGAUUAUUAGUGCAGC
Molecule: messenger RNA, 1343 nt
Organism: Colletotrichum scovillei
Lineage: Eukaryota; Fungi; Ascomycota; Sordariomycetes; Glomerellales; Glomerellaceae
Product: NADH-quinone oxidoreductase
Exons: 2
Coding region: 181-867 (228 amino acids)
Biological process (GO): mitochondrial respiratory chain complex I assembly; mitochondrial electron transport, NADH to ubiquinone
Cellular component (GO): membrane
Molecular function (GO): NADH dehydrogenase activity; 4 iron, 4 sulfur cluster binding
Source: RefSeq, a predicted model, not a curated record